AUGAUCAUAGGUCUCUGUUGGAGCAACUUGUCACUAGUGGGUUUUUUUUUUUUUUUUUUUGAAAAUCACAAGUUGGGGAAAAGUAAAGAGGGAAAUUUUGUCAAGAGUGUUGUGUUGGAUAACAACUUCUGGCAAGAGUGUUUGGUAAUUGUGAAGUUGAGAUUGCCAAUUGUGAAGUUGUUGAUGAUUUUUUAUUCUGAUGAGCAGCCAUCUUUGGGAUAUGUUUAUGACGGAAUGAAUCAGAUUAAGAGUACUAUCAAGAACACUUUCACGAGAAAUGGAAAAGGAGCUGAUCCUUUUAUGAGGUUAAUUGAUGCUAGAUGGGAUAAGCAUCUUCGACGUAGCAUCUAUGUAGCUGCCUAUUUCUUGAAUCCCAUUUUUCAAUAUACCCCAGAAUGUCGAGCUGAGCGUGGAGUACAAGGUUUGCUUUUUGAUCUCCUUGAGACUGAAGGCUUAUGUGAGGAUGCUGAUGAAGCAAUUAAGGAGAUUAGACUUUUUAGAGAAAGACUUGGGAGCUUUGGUAAAAAAUCAGCUAUCUCGUGUGCUACUACUUUACCUCCAGCUGAAUGGUGGACACUAUAUGGAAAUGAUGCUCCAAAGUUGCAAAGCGUUGCUAUACGACUUUUGUCUCAAACAUCAUCAUCUUCUGGUUGUGAGCGAAAUUGGAGUGUAUUUGACCAAAUUCAUAGCAAGCGGAGGAAUCGAUUGGAGCACCAGAGAUUAAACGAUCUUGUUUAUGGGACAUACAAUCUGAGAUUGAAGUUUAGGUAA
Messenger RNA from Linum tenue, 771 nucleotides. The record is from the annotation of a GenBank genome assembly. NCBI's taxonomy places the organism in Eukaryota, Viridiplantae, Streptophyta, Magnoliopsida, Malpighiales, Linaceae.